AUGCAGGAAUGCCUCCAAAGCGAGCAACUGCCGGAGAAACCGGUACAAGAGAGAGAAGAAGAAGCCGAAGAAGGCCAGAUACAAGAUGUUGAAUUCGAGGAGGCAGCCGAGAGGACCAAGUCCAGAGAUUGGUCCGACGUACGCGCAGCUCUGGAGGCCAUUGCGGGAAACGAGCGUCAACGAAUGCCUGCCAUGUCAAGACCAAGUCUCGUACAGGAACGAGCCGGAAAGGAUAUACGAGGGUAA
Cylicocyclus nassatus is the source of this 246-nucleotide messenger RNA. The record is from the annotation of a GenBank genome assembly. Lineage: Eukaryota; Metazoa; Nematoda; Chromadorea; Rhabditida; Strongylidae.